GUUCAGUCGGUUGGGCAUAUGUUGUCGUGAGGAUAUAUUGGCAGGACCUAAGAGCUUUUCCUAUAGCAAACGCUGCCGAGUGAGAACAACGUCAUCAAAUCAUGCGCUUAGAAUACGUCAUCGCUGCCGCGCUGGCACUGGCCUUCCUUCCCCACCACGCGCAUGCUCAGGGCGGUAACCGGAGGCGCCCUCCGUCGGAUCCCGAGGAAGCUAUAGAGUAUAACGAUGACCCGCCCUCGUUUCCGAUACUGCCGAAUGGUCUCCGCGUGCCGGAUGCGAAAGAGACUGGCAGGGAGCAGGUAGGAGAUGGAUUCAUUGUGGGAGGAGACCCAGUAGCCGACAUAGCCGAUAAACCUUACCAGGUGGCGCUCUAUCGCUGGCGGCUCGUCAACUCUGACUGGCAGCUUGGCUUCAUCUGUGGCGGUGUGCUCAUAACAGAGAACUGGGUCGCCACUGCCGCUCACUGCGUCAACGGGCUGGAGUCUCCCGAGCUGUACAUCGUUAGCUUCGGCACGCUGCGCAUCUACGACUGGUCGCCACCUGACGAGAAAUACAGAUAUGUAAGCUUAUCUAGCUUCUCGAUAGAGUAG
This is a messenger RNA of Priapulus caudatus, 590 nucleotides long. Its product is annotated as mastin-like. Gene Ontology annotation, molecular function: serine-type endopeptidase activity. The transcript is spliced from 7 exons. The record is from RefSeq and is a predicted model, not a curated record. Bases 102 to 590 code for a protein of 162 amino acids. Lineage: Eukaryota; Metazoa; Priapulida; Priapulimorpha; Priapulimorphida; Priapulidae. Gene Ontology annotation, biological process: proteolysis.